Molecule: messenger RNA, 5862 nt
Organism: Effrenium voratum
Lineage: Eukaryota; Dinophyceae; Suessiales; Symbiodiniaceae
Source: the annotation of a GenBank genome assembly
AUGCCAUCGCCUUUCUUCGAGAAGGCGGGCUGGGUGGAUGAAGAAAGUCGGAAGUGCUGCCCGGAGGGCCCGGCGCGGCAGGUGCUGGCGUGGCUGCAACUGGCCGCAGACCACAACCGGCAGCAGCUCAGCUCGCUGGAGACGGCGGUGAGCAACGCCAUCGCGCUGCGAGAGAUGCUCGAUGACGACUGCCGCAACAUCCAAGAGGCCUUGCUGCUGGCGCGCGCGGGCGCGCUCAAGGCAAUGGUUGAGGAUGCCCAAAGCAUCUUGGAGAUGGUGGUGCACCUGGUGAUUUCAGGUCUGUGCCGCUUCUGCUUCGACAUCUCGGAGGAGAACUUGGUGGAACUGAGGGACAAGGAGGCCGCCGCAAAGCUGGCGGAGGCGCUGGCAAAGUUUCAGCGCUUGCAGGGGGAGAUCCACCGUGGCGAUGUCUCGGUGGCGGAGGUCGACCUGGAGAGACGCUGCGUACCGCACUACCUCGCCCAGCUUUUGCCCGGUGAGGAGGUGGGGGACAUGGAAAACCUUUCGGAGGCGGUUGAGCGGAUGAUUGACUGGCCGAUCGGCAGGGCCUUGCAAAACCCAAAGAUGGCCAAGGCAAUGAUGCUGGAGGGCCGCUUCUCGGAGAGCUUCAUCGAAGCGGGGGAGCGACUCUUUGGCGCAGUGCUGGCGGCUCCUGGCCGUGUAGGGCACCAGUUGAAUCUCCUGUGCCUUGCCAUGGAGAGGAGGAACCACUGGUCCGAGCCGCACGCCACGGCGCGCCUGCUCUGGGGCCCGGCACCGGAGCUUCAGCUCUACGACGCGGAGGAGUUUCUCACGCCGCCCGCAGAUCCGCCGCCGCCGCCCCGGGCGGACAACGAGUCCUACAGCCAGCCGGAUCCGGACGCGGCCUUCGGGCUUGUGGUGCUGAUCUCCAACCAGACCAGGGACUCCACGGUAGGGGAGCUGAUGCAGCGCCUGGAGGGCCCCAGGUGCCUCUUCCUGGAGGACAGCUGCGGCAGCGCGCUGGACGCGCUGGGCUACAACUGCCAUAGCGAGCCGCAUCCGCGGAACUGCCUCCAUCCGAGCCAUGUGAGCGGCAUGGUGAGGGUGGCCGAGGAAGCCUGGGCGCCCAAGUUGCAGCCGCACGUGGCGUGGAGACGCCAUGCGGGCACCCGGAGCAUCGCCCAGAGCGCGCUGGAGCUUGGGAGCUCUCUCUGGGGUGCUCAUAGCUCCAUUUGGCUCAUGGACUUUCGUCCGGAGGCGAGUUGCCCCGGACUUCCGCUGGCCGAGCAAGUGCGGGGCAGCAAGAGGAUGCAUCUGGUCAAAGACCCCGAUGUGCUGAUGGCUAUGGAGCCCCACACCGCGGAGAGAAAAGCCGCUGCUCGGCAAGAGGAGCCUCCAGCCUGGCCGGAGGAUACGCCGCUGGCUGUGCGCCUGGCGGAGUAUACGGCCAUGCACCAGGCAGCUAUGGGCCAGGACGUGGAAGGCCUAAAAGCCCCUGGCACAAAAUUCCUGGUGUAUAGCUGCCAGCCCUUUGCGCAGUGCGGGGGUCAUGGGGACCGCCUCAACGGCAUCAUCACCGUCUUCAUGCUGGCGGUGCUGUUGGGUCGGGUCUUCCUCAUCGACUCCGAGAGCCCGCUGCCCAUGCAGCUGCUGCUGGAGCCACGAGCCCUGGACUGGCGCGUCUCCGGAGGGCUAUUGGCCACCGCGGGGCUGCGGCACUUCUCCUACCACGACAAGCGCCAGCUCUUUGAGGCUGACCUGGAACAGCUGGCCUCCUUCCCGGAGCAAGUGAUGGUGAUCAACAUGAACUAUCGCAUGAUCCGGUCCUUAUUCGAGGCGCCAGCAUUGCAGGCCGCUGCUGCCAAGCUAGGUUUGCCGCGCUCCGCGCCGCGUUUCCUGUCGGCCGAGAUCUUCGACUUGCUCUUUGCGCCGACCCAACUGCUGCGCCAGGAGCUCUUCCUGUUGCGCAGCGAGCUCUCGCUUAACGAGAGCUUCAUUGCAAUCCAUCUUCGCACGGGGCAGAUCGCCUGGGACCCCUCCCGCCACGGAGCCGGGGAGCUGCAGGAUGGCCUGGAGCGUCUGAGGCCCCCGGAGCUGUCCUCAGUGACCUCUAGAGGCUCCAGCCGCCAUGAGGAGGACACCCACAUCAGCGACGGGCGCUCCGUCGAUGGCAGCGACCACGAGGACGUGGUCGCCAAGACCCGGCGCCGGGUGCGGGAGGUCAAAGAGCGUGAACGACUGGAGCGGCUCCGAGAGCAAGAGGAGGCGGAGGUGCGAAAGCGGGAGCAGCAGGAGCAGCACACGGAGCGCUUGCGGCGCAUCGAGCAGGAGAAGCGACAGAAGAUUCUGGAAAAGAAGCUGGACCAGGAGGUGCGUGCCACCCGCCAGGCAGAGGAGGAGAAACGGCAGGAGGAGCAGAGGCGGCAGCAGGAGGAGAGGUUCAAGGCUUUUCAGAAGCAAACGCAGGCCAGGAUCAAGGCUGAGAAGGAGAAGGCAGCCCGCGAACGCCGGGACCAGGAGAUGCAGGAGAGGCGUGAGAGUGGGAAGUCCGAAGAACACAGAGUCGAGGACGCUGCCGAAAUGGCCAAGCGGCGGCUGAUAGAAAGGAAGAAGCGAGAGCAGGCCAGGAAGGAGGAGGAGGAGUCUCUGCAGCGAAUGGAGGCGGAGUACGCUCAAGACAAGGAGAACGACCAGCUGGGCGAGCAGCUGCGCCAGAAAGCGCAGGAGAAGCGGAAGCUUGAGAAGGCGGCGCGGAACCGCCAGGCGCUGGAGCGCAUCGAGCACGAGGAACGCCAAGCGGAGUCCCAGAAGGAGCUCGAGGCGCGAAGACAGAGCGCGGCGCAAAGGGCCGCCUCGAGACUGCGGAAAGAGAAGGAGGAACAGGAGAGGGAGAGACGGGAGCGCGAGGAGGUCGAGCGCCUGGCGCGGGAGCGGAAGCAGCGCUACCAAAACCCCCGGUCCAUCGCGGAGCUGAGGACCGGCGAGGCGCAGCAGCCGCUGACGCAGCAGCAGCGCCGCGCGGCCUCGCAGCGGCGGCACCAGGAGCAGGAGAAGCUCCGGAGAUAUGCCGAAGGCAUGCCAGUGGAGGAGAACGACCCGCCAGAGCGCGGGCGGCCCCCGCGAUUGCCCAGCCUCAGCCGGGAGCGGGACAAGGCUUCCCGGGAGAACUCCCGGAACGUCUCGCGGAACGCGUCCCGGAACGCCUCCCACGGCUCCUCCGUGGUUUCGCUGCCGGACAUCGACGGACACAAAGUGGGGCGAGAGCCGUCCGUGGGCCGAAAGGAAAGGAAGGAGAGGGCCAAAGAGAAGGAUGCGGCUCUAGAGGUGAGUCUGGACAUCCCCCUGGGUCUGGACUCCACCCCCCCGCGGCCGACUGCUUCGAAUGGCGCAGAAGUUCUGGACUGCGAGAAGCCUCGGUCGGGAGGAAAGCCGCCGAAGCCCAGCAAGGAACCCAAGAGCUCCUCAAAGUGGAAGUCUCGAUGGCUGGAGUCGGACAUGGAGUUGCCCUCUACCAGCGUUCACCAAACCUCGGAUUUACUGGAAGACCCAGUGACUCCGGCGGAACAGCCGUUAGAGCCGCUCUUAGAACCUUUGGAUGAGCCGGCAGAGGAGGAGACUUUGCACUCUUCAGCGGAAGAUGCUGCGGAGGCUCCGGAGACGCCAGCGCAGCAGCCGUUAGAGCCUUCUUUGGAGCCCUUGGAUGAGCCGGCAGCUGAACAGGAGGAGGCUGUCCAUGCUUCAGCUGAAGAUGCUGCGGAGGCUCCGGAGACGCCAGCGCAGCCCUCGGAUGAGCCGGCAGCUGAGCAGGAGGAGGCUGUCCAUGCUUCAGCAGAAGAUGCUGCCCAGGCUCCGGAGACGCCAGCGCAGCCGUUAGAGCCGCUCUUAGAACCUUUGGAUGAGCCGGCAGAGGAGGAGACUUUGCACUCUUCAGCGGAAGAUGCUGCGAAGGCUCCGGAGACGCCAGCGCAGCAGCCGUUAGAGCCUUCUUUGGAGCCCUUGGAUGAGCCGGCAGCUGAGCAGGAGGAGGCUGUCCAUGCUUCAGCUGAAGAUGCUGCAGAGGCUCCGGAGACGCCAGCGCAGCAGCCGUUAGAGCCUUGUUUGGAGCCUGUCCAUGCUUCAGCUGAAGACGCAGCGGAGGCUCCGGAGACGCCAACGCAGCAGCCGUUAGAGCCUUCUUUGGAGCCGUUGGACGAGCCGGCAGCUGAGCAGGAGGAGGCUGUCCAUGCUUCAGCAGAAGAUGCUGCGGAGGCUCCGGAGACGCCAGCGCAGCCCUCGGAUGAGCCGGCAUUUGAGCAGGCUUCGGCAGAAGAUUCUGCGGAGGUUCCAAUAACGCCAGCGCAGCCGUUAGAGCCCUUGGAUGAGCCGAGUGCUGAGCAGGAAGAGGCUGUCCAUGCUUCAGCUGAAGGUUCAGCCGAGGCUCCGCAGACGCCAGCGCAGCAGCCGUUAGAGCCUUCUUUGGAGCCCUUGAAUGAGCCGGCAGCUGAGCAGGAGGAGGCUGUCCAUGCUUCAGCUGAAGAUUCUGCAGAGGCUCCGGAGACGCCAGCGCAGCAGCCGCUAGAGCCUUGUUUGGAGCCCUUGGAUGAGCCGGCAGCGGAACAGGAGGAGGCUGUCCAUGCUUCAGCAGAAGAUGCUGCAGAGGCUCCGGAGACGCCAGCGCAGCAUCCGUUAGAGCCUUCUCUGGAGCCCUUGGAUGAGCCGACUACUGAGCAGGAGGAGGCUGUCCAUGCUUUAGCUGAAGAUGCAGCGGAGGCUCCGGAGACGCCAACGCAGCAGCCGUUAGAGCCUUCUUUGGAGCCCUUGGAUGAGCAGGAGGAGGCUGUGCAUGCUUCAGCAGAAGAUGCUGCGGAGGCUCCGGAGACGCCAGCGCAGCCGUUAGAGCCUUCUUUGGAGCCCUUGGAUGAGCCGACUACUGAGCAGGAGGAGGCCGUCCAUGCCUUAGCUGAAGAUGCUGCGGAGGCUGCAGAGACGCCAACGCAGCAGCCGUUAGAGCCUUCUUUGGAGCCCUUGGAUGAGCAGGAGGAGGCUGUCCAUGCUUCAGCAGAAGAUGCUGCGGAGGCUCCGGAGACGCCAGCGCAGCCGUUGGAGCCUUCUUUGGAGCCCUUGGAUGAGCCGACUACUGAGCAGGAGGAGGCUGUCUGUGCUUUAGCUGAAGAUGCUGCGGAGGCUCCAGAGACGCCAGCACAUCCGUUAGCGCCUUCUUUGGAGCCCCUGGAUAAGCCGGCAGCUGAGCAGGAGGAGGCUGUCCAUGAUUUAGCCGAAGAUGCUGCGGAGGCUCCGGGCACGCCAGCGCAGCUGUUAGAGCCGUCUCUGGAGCGCUUGGAUGAGACGGCAGCUGAGCAGGAGGAGGCUGUCCCUGCUUCAGCUGAAGAUGCAGCGGAGGCUCCGGAGACGCCAGCGCAGCAGCCGUUAGAGCCUUCUUUGGAGCCCUUAGAUGAGCCGGCAGAUGAGCUGGGCAAAGCCAUGCAUGCUUCAGCAGAAGUUCCAUUUGAUGAACCAUCGGUGGAGCAGCAUUCACAGGAGGCCCAGCCUCAUGUUCUUCCCGCUGUCCGGCCCGCGCGUCACCCGCUCCUGCCUGACGCCACCUGCGAUGCGAAGAAAGCCCCUCAGGCGGCGCCCGAAGCCCCCGAACCGGCGAGUACGGCGGCGGCGACUACGGCGGCGGCGGGGGCACGGCGCCCCUCUCGCCCCACGCCGGAGCCCCGCGCGGUGCCGGGCGUGCGACCGCUGAGGCAUCCCCUGGAGCCAAAGAAGGCUUCGCUUGACAAGGGCUACACCCCAACUCGGCCGCCAAGCGAACACCGAGAGGGGGACGAUGUGCAUGUCCAACUUUCUGAAAGCGAGGAGGUUGUGCUGAAUCUGCAUGCUUAGUGCUUAGGACCA